Messenger RNA from Melanotaenia boesemani (Boeseman's rainbowfish), 3930 nucleotides. RefSeq names its product RAD54 homolog B (gene rad54b). The transcript is spliced from 16 exons. Gene Ontology annotation, cellular component: nucleus. The coding region runs from base 142 to 2946 and encodes 934 amino acids. Gene Ontology annotation, molecular function: ATP binding; ATP-dependent chromatin remodeler activity; DNA translocase activity. Lineage: Eukaryota; Metazoa; Chordata; Actinopteri; Atheriniformes; Melanotaeniidae. Gene Ontology annotation, biological process: reciprocal meiotic recombination; double-strand break repair via homologous recombination. The record is from RefSeq and is a predicted model, not a curated record.
ACUUUGAAACGUUCAGCGGGAGAAACAAACCGAGUUCUAGAGAAAUUGUAGUACAGCUAAUCAAAUAGGUAAUCUAUAGACUUUUUACAAAACGUUUAACUCGUAUCGACACAAAGAUUAUUUCGUGUUGCCAUUUGAGAAAUGCGGCGUUCAGGAGCUCCCAGUCAGCUUUUAGGCAGUGCAGUGAAAAAACCUCGAUUUGCACCACCUGGAGCAACAUCUUCAUUUUCUGGAGCUGAAUCAAAAUCUUUGGCCCCUAGACCCACUCUAGGCAAUGCAUUGGACAAGGUCCAGAGAAGUCUUUCAGCCCCAGUUUUAAAUAAAACAGGAUGUAAUGUCCUGGCCAAAGCAAGUCAGGAUACUCCAGCUUUGUCCAGGGUGCUUUCUCGUGUUCUCAGCGCAACAGAGAGCAACGAGAAUGAGGCAGACGCACAAUAUCGAAACACUGGAUCAGGAGACUGUACAGAAGGCAAAAAUCCAACAGGAGUAGAUGACAGCCCUCGGUGGACUCCUACGUCUCCUCAAACUCCUCAGCCUCCUGCAAGCUCAGAUUCUGGCUGUAGGCAGGAGGGAGCGCGUUACUUCAGCGUGGUGUGGUGUAAAGCCAGUAAGAAAAAACACAAGCGCUGGGAAGGUGAUGCAGUGCUGGUUACAAGAGGACGCACAGUCACACUUAAAGACAUGGAGGGGAAGGAUAUUGGAAAGGGUAGUGGCUACAAGGUGUCAGAGCUAGCCUCGCUGUCCGAGGGAGAGACUCUGAUGGUCGGUGGGAAAGAAGUGGAAGUGAUGGGAAUUAUUUCUGCUGAAGACUUUGCCAGAGGACGUUGUUUCCAGGAGGUCCAAGUGGAGCAAACGGAGUCACACACCAAGUCUGCACCUCCUCUCUCUUAUCGCAUGGCCUCCAAACCUUUCUGCCCUCCUACCAUGUUGGGCUGUGGAGGACUUCCAGAAACUAAACCAGAAGAACGGACCCACAGACCUCGUCAUGACCCACUAGCUCCAGGUGCGCUGGUGAUGCCUCGCCCCUCUUCCAACCACCAGUGGCUUAAUAACAAGUCAGGGCUUCCUGUGGUUGAUGUUGUGGUUGACCCACAUCUGACCACACACCUGCGACCCCACCAGAGAGAUGGUCUGCUUUUCCUCUAUGAAUGUGUCAUGGGCAUGAGAGCUGUAGGUCGCUAUGGAGCCAUCCUGGCUGAUGAGAUGGGGCUGGGAAAGACUCUCCAGAGUGUGGCACUGUCCUGGACACUGCUUAAGCAGGGACCUUAUGGUGGGAAACCUGUUGCUAAGCGUAUCCUUGUGGUUACACCUGGCAGCCUUGUGCAGAACUGGAGAGCAGAGUUUAACAAGUGGCUGGGCUGUGAAAGGAUCAGCGUUUUCACUGUAGAUCAGGACCACAGGAUAGAACAGUUUGUGUCAUCUCCUCUACAAAGUGUUCUUGUGAUCAGCUACGAAAUGUUGCUGCGCUGCGUGGAGCAGGUACAAAAAGUGGAUUUUGGUCUCAUAAUUUGUGAUGAGGGUCACAGACUAAAGAACAGCAGCAUCAAAACAUCCUCAGCCCUUAGUAGUCUCAGCUGUAAUCGCAGAGUCAUACUCACAGGUACGCCAGUACAAAAUGAUCUGCAGGAGUUCUAUGCAAUUAUAGAGUUUGUUAACCCAGGGAUUCUUGGGUCAUCAGCUGCCUAUAGAAAAGUCUACGAGGAACCGAUCCUACGAUCCAGACAGCCAUCCUACACAGAGGAGGAGAGAGUUUUAGGAGAGGAGCGAGCAGCUGAACUUUCCUGUUUAACGGGCAUGUUCAUCCUGAGGAGGACGCAAGAGAUUAUCAACUGCUAUCUGCCUCCUCGUCUUGACUGGACAUUGUUCUGUGAGCUGUCUCCUCUGCAGCGAGACUUGUACAAACAUCUCCUCUGCCACCGUGUCUUCAGAGCCUGCCUUCAGGGCUCCACUCAGACCAACACACACCUGGCCUGCAUCACCGCACUGAAGAAGCUCUGUAACCACCCCCGUCUGCUCCACGUCACUGUCAAGGAGAGAACAGAUCGUGGAUCUGUGGAGAGUUCCUUAUACGAGGGCCUGGCAGAUCUAUUUCCAGAAUCUUAUUCUUCAGUAGGAUUCAGUGCUGCGGAAUCUGGAAAACUGUUGGUUCUUUCUGACCUGCUGAGUGCUAUCAGAAAGAUCAGUCCUUCAGACAGGGUGGUCCUGGUGUCCAACUACACUCAGACGCUUGACUUGCUUCAGGACCUGUGUAUACACAUGGGUUAUACCUUCUGUCGACUUGAUGGUCACACCCCCACAAGCCAGAGACAACGACUUGUUGACAAUUUUAACAGCCCCUACUCUCAGAACUUCCUGUUUCUGCUGAGCUCUAAAGCAGGUGGGGUGGGACUUAAUCUGAUCGGCGCUUCCCACUUGGUGCUCUACGACAUCGACUGGAACCCUGCCAAUGACAUUCAGGCCAUGGCUCGAGUAUGGAGAGAUGGGCAAAAGAAAAUGGUGCACAUUUAUCGUCUUCUCACUGCAGGUACUAUUGAGGAGCGCAUCUUUCAGAGACAGGUAUCCAAACAGGGGUUGUCUGGGACAGUGGUUGAUGUGGGAAAAGGGGCUGAGCACACAAGUUUUUCCACCAAUCAACUUCAAGAUCUGUUCAGCCUGACGGACACAUCCUCUUUAACGCAUGACCUUCUAAACUGUAACUGCAAUAUGGAUGGUACAGUAAGCGAUGUCAUAGAAGAGGAGGAGGAGCUCGUUUCUGAAAGGCCGUGCCAGCUCGGUCGUCAAGGUGAUCGUAGGGGCGCGGCACAGAAACAUCUCAGCAUGUCCGAGCUCAUGCAGUGGAGACACUUCUCUGGUGACACACACACCUUCUCAGACCCCUACCUUGAUUGUGCACAAAGCCACAUCACCUUUGCUUUCCAAACCACCAUCUCUCACACAACUACAUAAACACUGGAUUCAGUUCAUGGAUGAACUCACACACAUGCGUAUAUAUCUUCUUCAUGUUUGUUGUCAGGUUCUCUGGACUUAGUCUCCCUGCUAACACAAUUGGUAAAAACACAAUACUCCCACAGUGUUGUAAUGUUGUCACAAACCUCUUAAUAUUUUUCUUUAUUAAAGACUACCGUAAUUUGCUGUAAAUGAGUAAAAUGAAUUAUUAAGCAGAAUGGUAAAAAAAAAUCUUGUGAGGGAAUGAAGAGAUUAUAAAAUGUACAUGUGUGAAUGCAGCAUUGUUUGUGGGGCAGGUAUGGUUAUUUCCACAUACUGAAGAUAAGGCACAGACACAGAGGUAUGUUGGUGUCCAUAUAGAGUAAUAUUUACUGGAUCAGUGGAAGAUUAAUGGUUUAUAUGCUUGCUGAGUUGGUCUCGGAGACGCUGUAUCUAGCCAGUCGUUCAAAUGAACUGCUUUACAAAUGUCAGCUUGGUACCCAGAGAAUGUAGGCAAGGCCAGUGUGUUUAGCUUAAAUUGUUGUAAAUUAAUGUCACAUUUUGUUAUGCAAUGACCUUACACAUUGGUGUUGUGUGAAUCUGCUGGGCUUUAAAUGUGGGCCACACUGCGAUCUGUUCAGUCUGUUAUUUUGGAUAACACUGGACUGUUCAUGCCCUUCAACACAAAGCUGCUGCGUGGGAGUUACAGCAUGUCGUUGCGUGUAUCUGUGUAUGUGUGCCCGCACCCUGGAGACGUGUAUGAUUUGUGUUCAGCUCUGUUAUAUUAACCAGGAUUCAAUACAACAUGAGUCUGUACACAAAUGGCGUAAUUAUUAUUUGUUUGAUAAUCACCUCUCUGCGUGAUUGUUAAGUAACUUUGUUGUAAAUGGGUCUCUGGGACUUUGCCUUUAUGACUGGUUUGCUGGAGACUGCGUGACGAUGGUGAUGAUGCCGACCAUGUCUCUGUGAUCACACUGUAAAUUUAAACGUUUAACAUAUUUCCUA